UUAACAUUAGCAACGGCCGAAGAAAGGAGCUUUCGUAUCGCAAUCAAUUGUAUCAAAAUGCUUUUAUAUUAGAGGAAGGAAGAUUUAGUGCAGACGUCAGCAAUUAGAAUUGCUGUAUCGCAAAACAUUAAACUUGGUAAAAUGGAACAAAUAAUAAUCACCAUUGCUUUGCUAGAAUACAAGCAAAAUUGUGGUAAAAGGUCAAGGUCGCGAAGUGCAACCAAAACUGACAAAAAGCAACCAAAACGGACUAAACAUAAGCAAAGACGAAAUGCGUACUACUCGGAAUAUCAUUCACAUGACGACAGGUCUACAUCAGACGAACAACAGUGUGGGCCUGAAAAUGUGCUGGGUGUUUCUAAGUCAAUGACAACGGCAGUUAAAAUACCUGAAGGAACUGAAAAGGAUGAUUCUGGAAACAAAUCAGAUGAAAGUGAAUCAUCAAUAUCAUGGCUAAAUGUGUUUAAAGAGUUAAAAACGUAUGACACUGAAGGGUCUACAAUCGCUGUCAAAACAGACGAAACUGAAGAUUUUACAACCGCUGUCAAAACAAUUGAAAAUGACAAUUUUAGAACCGCUGCCAAGACGGAUGAAAUUGAUUCAGAACAUAACAAUCAUAACCCAUCAGUAUCAGGGCUAGAUGUGUUUUAUGAAUUAAAAAACAAUCUGUCAGCAACUACUGUCAAAACAGAUGAAACUGAAUAUUCUAAACCAGCAGGCAAGACAGACACUAAAGAUGAAAACCAUAAAGCAUCGGUAUCAGAGCUAGGUGAUUUUUAUGAAUUAAAAAGCAAAUUAUCAAUAAGUGGUGUCAAAAAAGAGGAGACUGAAGACCUAACAACCACUGUCAUAACUGAUAAGACUGGCGAUUUCACAGCUACUGUCAAAGCAGAUGAAACUGAAAAUUCUAAACCAGCUUUCAAAACACAUGAGGCAGAAGAUUAUAAAAACACUGACAAAACUGACACUGGAGACGAAAAUAGUAAGUCAUCAGUGUCUGGAUUGGAUGUGUUUCAUGAGUUAAAAAACAAACUAUCAGCGACAUCUGUCAAAACAGGUGAGGCGGAAGAGGGAAAUCCAAGAAUUGCUGAUAGGAAGGAUGAUGCUGAAGAUGAACUGAUUGUAUCUAUUUUAAUACGCUGUUUCUAUUGAAUUUAGAUACAAAUAUUUAUAAUCAGAUAUAAUAGUAUAUUUAUGCAUAUAAAUGAAAGGUGUAAAUUAGCAUUC
Molecule: messenger RNA, 1227 nt
Organism: Mercenaria mercenaria
Lineage: Eukaryota; Metazoa; Mollusca; Bivalvia; Venerida; Veneridae
Exons: 3
Coding region: 142-1152 (336 amino acids)
Source: RefSeq, a predicted model, not a curated record